This is a messenger RNA of Wallemia mellicola CBS 633.66, 369 nucleotides long. RefSeq lists its product as hypothetical. The coding region runs from base 1 to 369 and encodes 122 amino acids. NCBI's taxonomy places the organism in Eukaryota, Fungi, Basidiomycota, Wallemiomycetes, Wallemiales, Wallemiaceae. The transcript is spliced from 2 exons. The record is from RefSeq and is a predicted model, not a curated record.
AUGAAGAGGCAAAGUGAUACAUAUUUGGUGGCUCUCAGAGCUAUGGAACAGGCAGAUGCUGCGAACAAGUCCGGUGUUAAAAUUGCUAUUAUUAAUGAAGGAACGUGUUCCAAGGAGACUCUGGACGAGACAAUUAUUGAAGGUGUAGCUGCCGUAGUUGACUGGCUAUUCGAGUAUAAAUGUGCUAAGCGCUGUGCUCGCCUAACACAUGGAGGAGGUUGGUCAGCUACAUUAAAAGUGCUAUCAGAUUCAAAAAGGAUGGACCCAGCUAUUCUGAAUUGUGAGCAGACUACUAAGUACAAUUGCAAGUGGAAUGAAGAUGGACCCCAGCCAAGUUGUGGUUUAUGGUAUAACCAUGAUGUAUUGUAG